This is a messenger RNA of Salarias fasciatus (jewelled blenny), 2282 nucleotides long. It is a transcript of the gene tctn2, whose product is annotated as tectonic family member 2. The coding region runs from base 38 to 2203 and encodes 721 amino acids. The record is from RefSeq and is a predicted model, not a curated record. The transcript is spliced from 18 exons. NCBI's taxonomy places the organism in Eukaryota, Metazoa, Chordata, Actinopteri, Blenniiformes, Blenniidae. Gene Ontology annotation, cellular component: MKS complex. Gene Ontology annotation, biological process: cilium assembly; protein localization to ciliary transition zone; smoothened signaling pathway.
CACAAAUAUGUCGACUUCACAAUGCUAAGCGAAUGAAAUGGCUAAUAAGGAUGAAGCAUUUCUCACAGUUGUUACGCUUCACGUCGUAGGAGUUCUGCUAUGUUUGCCGUUUUCUCACACUCAAAAUAUUCUCGUUUUCCAGCCAUCUUUUCUGAUUUCAACGGGACCGGUGAUCGAUGCCUUUCUGCUCGGAAACUCUUCGGAUGUCUCUCUGAAUCUGAGGAAAGUUUCUCCCUCCAACACUACAGGAAACAUUGGAUCUCCAUCAUGUGUUCCCGAAACAACGCAGUGGGGGCUCACAUGGGAGGUUCUGGGAAAGACUGCAGUUGGAGUACAGCUGAAACUGAAUCAAAGUCUGCGUCUGUGUGGCGAGAAUGACACCAAUACUGACUGCUGUGCAAAGCCGCUGUGUGUCCUGGAAGCUCUUCAGUUGUCUGCCUGUGUGGAUGGGACACCCUGGGCAUCGCUGCUGAUCCAGGUCAAGAUACAUGCACAGCUCGUCCCUGCUAACAACGGAUCUGAUAACAAAACAGUCAUUCCAAACCAGGUUUAUGAACCUUUGGGCACUUGUCCCUGUGACCUGACGUUGAGAGUCUGUGAUGUUCGCUGCUGCUGUGACAAGGACUGCUCUGAUGAAGAUUUGAAGCUGUUUGCUUCCCAGUGCCUGCCUGGGCCUUUUGGUGGCCAGGUUUCACCCGUCCCAGAUUACCAGUGUUCUGCGCAGUCAUCUCAGAACUCUCCAGACUGGUUUCCUUUUUUGUGUGUUGAAUCUCCACCUGAAAACAACCCUUAUCUUGGUCUCUUUUACCAAGGAGCCACAAUUGCAUCCAAACCUGGCCCGUCAUUUCAAAGACCUGAUUUGCCGACUCCAGUGCCUGUCAGUGUUCUCAUACAAGGAAGUCCAAUUUUCAAGUUCAAUGAUGAAUUCUUCACAAUUCCCCAGAGGACUCUCAGAGAGUGUGUAAACAGUGCCCCUGUUGCAUUCCUAGAAAAUUUUGAUGUCAAAUGCGUGACUUUGCUUCGCUCUUGUCCAACCGGAGUUCCCUUACAGACAUCACAAACAGAUUUGAGCGUUAAAUUGAGGAAUGGGGAAGGGGGUGAUGUUGUGGUGGAAGUGAUCACUGAAGUGGCCACCGACUUGUCGUCCUUCAUAGAUGAAAGCAAUUCCUCCUCCUCUUCUGAUCAAAAAAUGGUGUGUGAAAAUGUCACCUUAGUUCUGGAUUACAAAUUUUACUGGGAAGAAAACACUAUCACAGGCGUGACAGUGAGACGCACUGUGGGGACCGUCGCUUUCAGCGGGAAUGUGACGUUAACUACAAGGUAUGCUGCUGUGUUCCUGAAUGGAGAAUUCAUUGGUGAGCCCAACUCAGGGAAUCCAGGCUAUCAGGUGGAAAGGCCUGUUAUCGCUGGAAUAAUUAACACCUCGGACAACAACACGGGAUUAAUGGAGAGAACGUCAGUCAAUUUUUGGAAGCCAGUCAGUGAUGGGCUUUGUUCCACUGCGGAGAAGAAACAGAUUCUGUUUGGGGUAAAUUCAACAUCAGGAUGCCUGCUGCCUGUCAGUCAACAUAAUCUGACACAGUGUGCUCUGUUAAGAGAGAAUGUGGCUACUCUUCAAACAGCUUUGAUUACAGCUGAGUAUGUGGCAAAGACUGGAAACCCAGAUUAUCUAACUAUAGCAGACUGGGUCAAUAUAACAUUUGACACCCUGAACUCAAGCACAGUGUUUGAGGAGACGUCAGGUACCUGUGACGGUAUUCCAUCCCACCAGCACAUCCAGGUUUGGAGCGUUAUCACCAGCAUGGCAGAGGGCAUACCCCAGAGGGAAAUUCAUGGUGUACAAGUCAGUUACGGCCUGUCCACCUGGACUCUGGACUGUGGGGGCGGGGAUGUCUCUGUGUGUAGCGAUCCAGGGGAAACUUGGCUGUUUUCCAUCACAUCCUCAGUCACUUUUAUUGACAUUCCCAUCAACACCAGACCACCGAAAACCAGGUUUCAGAUCAACUACACGGAAUAUGACUGUAACAGGAACGAUGUGUGCUGGCCUGAGCUGGCUUUUCCCAUCACCAAGUAUUACACAGGUGAACCUUAUUCUCUGGCGCUAGCUAAAGGAAUGAUUUUGGUUUUCUUUUUCAUCACGGCCUCGAUCCUGGGAACUCCAUGGAGACAAAUCCGACAGGCAUGGCACGGUGCUGCCAUGUAAAUGUUAAGAAAAUUUAGAAGAAGACACUCUUAAAAUUCAAAACAUUGACUGGAAGUGUUGUACAGGGUUUUUUUUUUAA